AAUGCGCACCAAGUAGCAUGUUAUUUUUGUUAAUAAGCAACCAUUUUCACAGGGAUGACAGAGGGCAAAGUCCAUUUGAUAAUGAAAGAUAUUAAGACUAAAGAAAUAUGAAUAAGCCAUAUUAAUGAUAUGUUACAUGAUAGAGGAUUUUGUUUUGUGGGAGGCGUUGCUUUUCUUUUCAGACAGGCCUCAGCACAUGCAGCUCCAUUUCAUUGAAAUAUGAAGGUCCAUCAUCAGCAGUUGCUGAUCUGAUACUGGCUGACUCGUGGAGGAUGCGACAGAGCAAAUGUCUGUUUAAAUACUCAGUGGAACUGCAAGCCUUCAGGCAAACUUGGGAAGUGGUGACUGGAGGAAGGAGGUGACCACAAACAGUCAUGGGAUGUGGCGUCUCAAAGUCCGGCCAUUUCCACAAACACUCCGGAAAAGCCGUCACAACCUUAAGAGCUGCUGUCCUGAUUCAGCGAUGGUACCGUCAGUACGUGGCGCGCACAGAGAUGAGACGAAGAUACACCUGGAACAUCUUCCAGUCCAUCGAAUACUCUGGAGAACAGGCUCAGAUAAAACUUUAUAAUUUCCUCGGCUACCUCAUGGACAAUUUUACACCAUCAAGCAAUGAACGGAAUUUGAUCUCGCACAUCUUCAGAGAGAACGAGGUUUGUCAGGAUGCAGAGUGGGAGAGGUACUUCUGCUACAACAACAUUGAAGUGCCUGAGAUUUACUCAGGACCUCACCUCACUUUCCCUCUGACAGCAAACCAGGCUGUCGGUCUGGUGGAAGCCUUCAGGAACAAGAAGCAGCUGCACUCUCGCUAUGUCCUCCAGCUCCUCAUGGAGACAUGGAAACGGCUCCGUAUGUUGCCAAAUAUCAACCGCAUAUCCACCUGCCACAGCAAGGAAAUCGCUAUUUGUGGUGAUUUGCAUGGGCAGCUGGAAGACUUGCUGCUGAUUUUCUACAAGAAUGGCAUGCCAUCCUUAGAGAAGCCCUAUGUGUUUAAUGGAGACUUUGUGGACCGGGGCAAAGAUUCCAUUGAGAUCCUCCUCAUUCUGUUUUCAUUCAUGCUUGUCUAUCCGGGAGACGUCUACCUCAACAGAGGAAACCAUGAGGACCAUAUAGUCAACCUGAGGUAUGGCUUCACGAAGGAGGUGCUGACUAAAUACAGGAUGCAUGGCAAACGGAUCCUGAAGCUGCUGCAGAAGAUUUUCAGCUGGCUGCCCCUGGCAACAGUGAUUGACCAGAAGGUGCUGGUCCUCCAUGGAGGGAUCUCUGACAGCACGGACCUCGGCAUCCUUGCAAGAGUCGACAGACACAAUUAUGUCUCAGCACUGAGACCUCCGAAGAAGAGACACCACGUCGCAACGGGAAUAUCCAUUGACUCAGACACAGAUGAGGAUCUCGGCUUCUCAAACAAGAUCGGCCAGCGUCGGGCCUCCCUCGUAUAUCCCAAACCUCUUGGAACACGCGACUGCUUCCACAACCGCUCAUUGCAGGACUUGACUGACCGGAUCAAAGCGAACACGGAGGACGAGCUGGAGAUCCGCAGGAAGAAACAGUCCCUUUUAAACUCUGCGGUCAGCAAACCAGAGAAAGACUCUAUGUCUGUGUCCUCGGAAUCUCUCAACAGUGACAACACCAAGGAGGAGUGGAAACAGAUCCUGGACUUGCUGUGGAGCGACCCGAUGUCUCAGGAUGGCUGCGUCCCCAACGAGGUGAGGGGUGGGGGCUGCUACUGGGGUCCCAAUGUCACAGAGGACUUCCUGAACAGACACAGCCUGCAGCUCAUCAUCCGCUCCCACGAGUGUAAGGAGGACGGUUAUGAGUUCUGUCACAACCGCAAGGUCCUUACUUUGUUUUCGGCCUCCAACUACUACGAUGUGGGAAGCAACAGGGGGGCUUACGUGAAGCUGGGUCCAGAUCUCGUGCCUUAUUUAAUUCAGUACCAGGCAAGCAGCAUGACCAGAGAGCUCACUGUGAGACAAAGUGUCGGACAAACUGAGCGCUCAGCCCUUAAAGUUCUGCGGGAGCAGCUCUUUGCACACAAGUCUGACCUCAUCUGUGCCUUCAAAAAGUUUGACAGAGGGAACACAGGCCAUGUGUCUCUGAAUGACUGGGCCUCUGCAGUAGAGAGUGUCAUGCACCUCAAUCUUCCCUGGAGGAUGCUCCGCUGUCAACUGGUCACCUGCAAGACCAGUGAUGGCAUGAUAGACUACCAAGACUGGUUCAAUGAGCUCGCCAUCAAAGGGCCCAACACAGACCACAUUGACCAGAGUCUGCUGGAAACGUUGUACCGCCACCGCUCCACUUUAGAGACCAUCUUCAGGAUCGUAGACACAGACAACUCAGGCUUCAUCACCAUUGAGGACUUCAGGCAGACCUGGAAGCUGCUGAGCGUCUACUUAAAGAUGGAGAUCACAGAAGAGGCUAUCUCUGACCUGGCCGUCACUAUCGACAGCAACCAGGACGGCAGCAUCGACAUUGACGAGUUCAUGGAGGCGUUCCGGCUCACGGACAAGAAGAGCCGACUGGAGCGAGGACGCAGCAUGUUCAUGGGCACAACCACCGACCUCACAAAGCUGGAGGGAAAUCCCAACAUUUGACCAGAGAGAGAGAGAGAGAGCGCAGACUGAAAACAGGCUUCUUGCCAGGCAGCAGGGAGGAGGAGGGGGGAGGAAGGGGAAGGGGAAGGGAAGGCAAGGCAGGCAACACAAGCUGUUUCAGUGACGCACAUGAAGACGCAGGAUAUUGCAGAGCAACAGCCGCAUGGAUCACAUGGGAUUAGGAGGAGGUUAGAGUUCAGGGUGUUUGACCGCCAGCGUUUUUAUUUCACGUUGUGAGGCGGUUUUACUGACAGAGCAAGUGUGGGUGAAGCACAAAUGCAACUGCUCAGGAAAAGGGUGUCUUUUAUUUGUUUAGACUAGUUGAAAAAUAACACGGGAACAGAACCAUGUGAUUAGUGGAGAAAACAACAACAUUCAAAUUCAUUCACAUUCAGAUGACCAGCAUUCGAAACUCAUAGUAAGUUCGUAGAGUCAUAAAACAGUAUAGCGCUGCAAAUCCUUAUUUUUUUCUCAAUCAACUAAUCAGCUGAGCCUUAAACAAUCGUAUUUCUCUGUUGACGUACAUUUAAUCACUGAGACUACGCACAAAGGUCUAAAUCUGUUAAUUCUAUAGUUUUAAGUGUAAAGACAUAAAAGUCAGGUUAUCGUUGUCUCUUUUUCUCUUCAGUGUUAAUAGGAAGGAGGGGGGAUGGUUGGUGUUAUAUCCUGCUGUGUGUAACUGUUGUUUUUGAAAAUCACUGUGCAGUCAUUUCCUUUUUCCUUGAUAGCCCUGCAUCCUAACACCAACAUUUCUGCAACUAAGCUCCUCCUAAAGACUUCAUAGAUACCAGAAACUAAAGUAUAAUGACUUUAGGUGAUAACGAGGGUUGCUGCACUAAUUCAUUGUGGCUAAAUGUUGCUGGUGCCUUAGCAUUUGGAGUGUUUGAAGUUAAGUCCACUGUGCACUGAUGAUGUUUAGUUUCAGUGCUUCAUGCCAACAAUGCACCGGGACUGGUCUGGGUUGGGAAACGAGACCUCACCUUAUCCAGAAGGAGAACUCAUGAUUUUAUUUAUUUACAUAAAUGCACUACAAAUUGUUGCUUCGACGUUCACAGCAGUUGAUGUUGUUCAAAUAAGUAGUUGAAGAAUUUAUUCAACUGUGUAGUAAUUGUCUGUUUUGGGGGCUCGAUGAAGUACCUUCCUGGAGCUGCUUGUGUGGGGUUGGUAGUCUGCUUUUGCUACCUACAGAGAAAGCAGGCUCGCUGCUUCACCCUGUUUCCAGUCAGUAUGCUAAGCUAACUGUUCCUUUAACGCAACCUGUUAAACCCAUAUAAUAUAUAUGAUUUAAUACAACUAAAAGAUGUUUUCUUUGGUGUGAGUGUCAGUUUUAUCGUUUGUUUUUCUGGCUUGGUGACCAUGUAAAUACAUCUCACAUGCAAAA
This is a messenger RNA of Mugil cephalus (flathead mullet), 3975 nucleotides long. RefSeq names its product protein phosphatase with EF-hand domain 2a (gene ppef2a). Gene Ontology annotation, cellular component: cytosol; nucleus. Gene Ontology annotation, molecular function: Hsp90 protein binding; protein serine/threonine phosphatase activity; calcium ion binding. The transcript has 19 exons. The record is from RefSeq and is a predicted model, not a curated record. Lineage: Eukaryota; Metazoa; Chordata; Actinopteri; Mugiliformes; Mugilidae. Gene Ontology annotation, biological process: negative regulation of MAPK cascade; detection of stimulus involved in sensory perception. Bases 375 to 2594 code for a protein of 739 amino acids.